CCUGGAAGUUUGAUUGGGCUGUCCACUGCCAGUAUCUAAGCGUGGCAUUGUGAUUGGCCGGUCGCCCAGAGGGCAGGCGGUGUAAGACAGGUUGCUUUGGGACAGGAGACGGAGAGGUGGGUUGUAUGUUUUGAACAGUGUUUGCAAUAUUGUCAGAAAUCAUAUUUUCUGUUUAUGUCUUUUACCGAAACGAUAGUUAGUUUAUUGUUACUUCAGAGUUUGUAUAGGAAAGUGAACGGAUGAUGCCAGCUCUUCAGGAACACGAUAGAAACACACAAAAAUAAAAAGAAAAAGAAAACAGAUGCCAAAGAAUACUCAAGAAAAGGGUGAAGAGUUUUACCGAUGGACCAGGUCCAUAUUAAAGAGGAGGAGAAAGGAGAGACAGACCCAGAGAGCAUGGCAGAGGAAGUGGAGUCUGUCUCUGUUAAAAAGGAGGAGGAGGAGAAUAUGGGGUCUAUCCACAUUAAAGAGGACAGGCCAGUAAAGUGGGACAACAUUGCAGAGGAUGUCAGUGAGCUGGGGCUAGUCCACGUGAUCGAGGAACCGGAGCCGGUCCACAUUAAAGAGGAGCCCGUGGAGCUGGACCAACCUAUGGCCCCCGAACGGCAGGCCGCCCUGGACAGGGGCCCUCAUAGCUGCCCAGAGUGUGGGCAGCGCUUCUCCCUGCUCUCUGCGUUGCAGAAACACACGCGCUAUCACACAGGCGAGGCACCGCAUCUCUGCACUGAGUGUGGCAAGAGUUUCAAGAGAGACAGCCAGCUGAAAUCUCACCACCGCAUCCACAGCACAGACACUCCCUACACCUGCACAGAGUGUGGCAAGGGCUUCAAGAGAGACUGGCACCUCAAAUCACACCAGGUGAUCCACACCGCUGAGACUCUGUAUUGCUGCCCGGACUGUGGGAAGAGCUGCCGUCGGCUGGGAGACUUGCGCAUCCACCGACGCAUUCACACUGGGGAGACUCCAUACAGCUGCGGGGAGUGUGGACGGAGCUUCAACCAGCUGGGCAGCCUCAAGUCGCACCAGAGGAUCCACAGCGGGGAGACUCCCUUCCACUGUGCGCAAUGCGACAAGAGCUUCCGGCACCUGAGCAGCCUGAUCAAGCACCAGCGCAUCCACACGGGCGAGCUGCCCUACCCCUGCAACGACUGCGGAAAGAGGUUCCGCUGCUCCGACAACCUAAAGUACCACCAGCGGUGCCACCAGAGAGAGGGGGAUUCGCCGUAACGGAUCAGACAACCUGAAAUACCACCAGGGGUGGUGGUGGGGGGGUGAAUAUAAAAGAUCAGAUAUCAAAUAUCACCAGAGACAUAGGGAGUGACUAUAACAGUGGGGGGGGGGGGGAAUAUAACAGAUCAGACAACGUGAAUUAUACAAUGGUAAGGAUUGCCAUGCUAUUCAUUUCAGUGGGUUUUGUUACAUCAGAGCCGUGGUGAUAUCUCCAGACAUCCCCACGGUUUGGAACUACGGCCUUAUCACAGGUAAACAAACAUAUCACUACUCCACUUACCUAAUGGCAGUUCUGUCUGUUUUCGUAUACAUUUUUCUUUCACUAUGUCUGAUUAAAUGGUUGUUGAUUUUGACUUUCAGAGAUUGUUUAUUAAUUCACUUUCUCAUCGCAUCAAUUUAAAAGAAUUGCCACCAAAUGCUACAGCCCUCUACUGCCACCCACUCCUCGUACCUCAGACUCUCCUUGAUGAACAAGAAGCACAUAUCCAAAGAAGCAGGGCUUACCAUAAUUUACUCGAAGCAUAGCCGUGCACUUGCUCUCCAGUGCUCGACUCAAAGAAUGGUAACUAAAGACAGUAACGGGACAUUACUGUUGCGCCAUAUAGAGGCCAAAUAAGCUACUUUCAAGGUUGUGUUUUCAAUGGAAAUGCAAUAAUACAACAUUAAAAGAUGCUAUGAAGCAAACCAUGGCAAGAAAUAUGGUAAAUAUACAGGAAAGUUUAAUGUGAAGAUAAUCUGAAUUAGCACAGUCAUUGAAAAAGCGGCAAUCGAUGUUUACUAAUGCUUGUAGCAUAAGUGAUGCUGUUAAGGCAAGCUUUGUGAUUACUCACAAAAUAAGUAUUUCUUCUAAACCAUUUUCUGAUGGAGAGAUUUUGAAGAAAUGCUGCUAAAAGCUGCUGAAAUAGUGUGUCCUGCGAAGUGGCAGGCUUUCUCCGUCAUGAUCAUCAACAAAUCAAAAUGUAAUUCUCGACUUAACUUGAUUUUCAAGCUAUCCUCAGCCCAGCCAUUUGCUCCAGAUGUUGAUGCCCUGGUUCAAGCAAAGAGGUUCCAGGUAUGAGGAGCAGCAGUAGCAGUCACUAAUAUUCUUUGUCUUUAUCUUUUGGUGAGUGCUAAUAAAUAAUUGGUCCAUACCUAUUUAUAUUUUGCUAUUUAUUUAUUCUGGGAAGAACAUUUAUUUAUUAAUUCUGGGAAGAACAUGGUAGUUUUAUGUUGGCAUAUUCGUUCAAGAUUUAGAUAGUCAUUUUGGAUAUUUGUUUUUAAAACGUUAAAGCCAUUAUAUGUAAAACUGUAUUAAAGUUGAAAAAUAUCCCAGAAGAA
Polyodon spathula (Mississippi paddlefish) is the source of this 2547-nucleotide messenger RNA. RefSeq names its product gastrula zinc finger protein XlCGF7.1-like. Bases 343 to 1227 code for a protein of 294 amino acids. NCBI's taxonomy places the organism in Eukaryota, Metazoa, Chordata, Actinopteri, Acipenseriformes, Polyodontidae. The record is from RefSeq and is a predicted model, not a curated record. Gene Ontology annotation, biological process: regulation of transcription by RNA polymerase II. The transcript has 3 exons. Gene Ontology annotation, molecular function: RNA polymerase II cis-regulatory region sequence-specific DNA binding; DNA-binding transcription factor activity.